AUGACGGAUACAGGGGUUGGCAAAUCGAGUAUCGUAUGGCGGUUUGUGGAAGACAGCUUUGAUCCGAACAUCAACCCCACAAUAGGGGCAUCUUUUAUGACCAAGACUGUCCAGUACCAAAAUGAGCUACAUAAAUUCCUAAUCUGGGAUACAGCUGGACAAGAACGAUUUCGGGCCUUGGCACCAAUGUAUUACCGAGGGUCUGCAGCAGCUAUAAUCGUCUAUGACAUCACAAAAGAAGAAACAUUUUCAACAUUAAAGAACUGGGUGAAGGAGCUUCGGCAGCACGGCCCACCUAAUAUUGUCGUGGCCAUUGCAGGAAACAAGUGUGAUCUUAUCGACGUCAGAGAAGUCAUGGAGAGAGAUGCAAAGGACUACGCCGACUCCAUCCAUGCAGUGUUUGUAGAGACCAGCGCAAAGAACGCCAUCAACAUUAAUGAACUCUUUAUAGAGAUUAGUCGAAGAAUUCCAUCCACGGACGCCAACCCUCCCUCUGGCGGUAAGGGCUUCAAACUCCGGAGACAGCCUUCAGAGCCGAAGCGAAGCUGCUGCUGA
This is a messenger RNA of Orycteropus afer afer, 555 nucleotides long. It is a transcript of the gene RAB22A, whose product is annotated as RAB22A, member RAS oncogene family. Gene Ontology annotation, molecular function: GTPase activity; GTP binding. The record is from RefSeq and is a predicted model, not a curated record. The transcript has 7 exons. Bases 1 to 555 code for a protein of 184 amino acids. NCBI's taxonomy places the organism in Eukaryota, Metazoa, Chordata, Mammalia, Tubulidentata, Orycteropodidae.